Messenger RNA from Carcharodon carcharias (great white shark), 1553 nucleotides. It is a transcript of the gene ppcs, whose product is annotated as phosphopantothenoylcysteine synthetase. The record is from RefSeq and is a predicted model, not a curated record. NCBI's taxonomy places the organism in Eukaryota, Metazoa, Chordata, Chondrichthyes, Lamniformes, Lamnidae. Gene Ontology annotation, molecular function: phosphopantothenate--cysteine ligase activity. The coding region runs from base 1 to 969 and encodes 322 amino acids. Gene Ontology annotation, biological process: coenzyme A biosynthetic process. Gene Ontology annotation, cellular component: cytoplasm; nucleus. The transcript has 3 exons.
AUGGCGGCGGUGGCGGAGUGCGAGUCGGAGUGGAGCGGCUUCUUCUCGAACUGCGUCCCGCCGCCUAAUGCGGAGAGCUCGGCCAAGGCUAUGGCCGAGUUCGCGGUGCGGCACGCCGCCCAAGGCCGCAGGGUGGUGCUGGUGACCUCGGGCGGCACCAAGGUACCGCUGGAGUCGCGGACCGUCCGCUUCUUGGACAAUUUCAGCAGCGGCUGGCGCGGCGCCGUGUCUGCCGAGUACUUCCUCGGCCUGGGCUACGCCGUGGUUUUCCUGCAUCGUCAGCGCUCCCUCUACCCCUUCUCCCGGCGUUACUCCGGCCUCAACAUGCUGGACGCGCUGAAGGCCGUGCUGGACGUCGGAACCACCUGCUGGCGGGUGGAAGCCGACCAGGCAGUACUGCCCAACAUCUUGCCGGUGCUGCAGCGCUAUGUGGCCGUGCGAGAGGCUGGCCUGCUCCUCCCCGUGGAGUUCAGCACCUUAUCCGACUAUCUGUACCUGCUGAGGGCGGCGGCUCAGGCGCUCAACCCCAUCGGACCAAAAGCCAUGUUCUACCUCGCAGCAGCUGUGUCAGAUUUUUUCAUUCCUGCCUCUGAGAUGCCAGAACACAAAAUCCAGUCAGGUGCUAGCCCUCUGCAGCUAACUAUGCAAAUGGUUCCCAAGAUGCUUACCCCUCUCGUUAAGGACUGGGCUCCUCAGGCAUUUGUCACAUCUUUCAAGUUGGAGACUGAUCCUUCACAGCUGGUUGCACGAGCACGUAAAGCUUUAGAAACUUACAGACAUCAGGUUGUGGUUGCCAACGUCCUUGAAACGCGAAGGGUGUUUGUUGUCAUAGUAACUGCCGACUCUCAAACUGACCUGGCACUUUCAGAAAAUGAAGUGAAGCAACACCAUGAAAUCGAAGAGAAGAUCGUGAAACACUUGAGUGAAUGCCACACUAAUUUUAUAGAGAAAAGCAAUAAUCGUGAAUAGAUAUUUUCCAUGAUGCAAGAUGAGUUGGGGAAUAAUUGGACGAUAAUGAAAUGAGUUGUUAAAAUGUUACUUUUUUUAAUAAAGAAAACUUGGCAUAAGUGAAUAAAGCCAGCUGGAAGAUCUGGCAUUAUGCUUGAUAAAGGUUUUCAAAAACAAGCACUAAUGGAUGUAGUUUGGGCUAAAAAUAAAACUUAGCUUUUUGACUGCAUUAAAAUUUCCUCCAUGAACUGAUAAAAGGCACCACAGAGCACCAUGUGUUAUUUUAUGCCUGGAAUGGGAAAUGCAGAACUUUUCUGUAACUGUCAAAGGCACAUAACUGCAGCAUGAUCGGUGAUUGCACUUGGCAUGGUGUGAUCACUGUUUAGUGUGUGUGUAACUUUUGACUUAGUUUCUGGUGCAGGUGGUUGAAGGACUCAAUAAUUGCAGCUAUAUUACUGGAAUAGGACAAAACAAUUCUUAUCAAUAUAACUAGGUCAGAUUUUUGUAGCAGAAAUCUUGAGAUAUAGCUUUCACAGAUAUGACCAGAAAAAGUUGUAGGGAUCUCUUGAUCCCAAGCUGAAAUAAAAUUCAAUGAUGUAUACUAA